AUGGAAAGGUAAUUAAAUUGUAUUUAAAGAAAAUUCAAGGUAAAUCUACUUUACUAUUAUAGUAAAUUCAUUAAACUAUUUCAUCUUUUACUUACAAGGACAAAAGAUUUUAGCUAAGCUAUAGAAUUUUAGAUAUGCUUUUCAAAUUCAAUUUAGCAUUAACUUUAACAAUCCAAGAAGAAUCAAUGCUCAAUAAUUCAACUUUCUUCAUUUGUUUAUUCGGUAUACUCAACCCUGUAAUCAUUCUUAUAAUUAUAAUGAGAUUUCUCAUAAGAUAAUUGAAGCAAAUUUAAAGAAUAGCUGCUUUUAUUAGCUAGUUUCUCCUUAUUUUGUUUUUGAUGAUACAUCUAAUAUCAUCACAUAUGUUUGUUAUUUAAUGA
Paramecium octaurelia is the source of this 380-nucleotide messenger RNA. NCBI's taxonomy places the organism in Eukaryota, Ciliophora, Oligohymenophorea, Peniculida, Parameciidae. The record is from the annotation of a GenBank genome assembly.